Molecule: messenger RNA, 567 nt
Organism: Capronia epimyces CBS 606.96
Lineage: Eukaryota; Fungi; Ascomycota; Eurotiomycetes; Chaetothyriales; Herpotrichiellaceae
Exons: 3
Coding region: 1-567 (188 amino acids)
Biological process (GO): proteasome-mediated ubiquitin-dependent protein catabolic process; protein polyubiquitination
Cellular component (GO): nucleus
Molecular function (GO): ubiquitin conjugating enzyme activity
Source: RefSeq, a predicted model, not a curated record
AUGUUUACCGCCAAAAGGCUAGCAAAAGCAAAGCAGAAACUGCCCCCAGGAAUCGAGCUGGUCAAGGCAGACGACUUCCGAGAAUGGCAGGUCGACAUACAAGUCUUGGACGACAACCCGUUAUACAAUAACCAAGUGUUCCGGCUGAGUUUCAUCUUCUCCGACAACUACCCGAUCGAAUCUCCAGAAGUCACUUUCAUCAACGUCCCGCCAUCGUCGGACGCCGCGCCUUCGAGUUCCCAAUCGCAACCCCAAACCUCGCAACCGCCCACUCCCUUUCCCGGCCGACCUAUACCCAUUCACCCACACAUCUACAGCAAUGGAAUCAUCUGUCUAGAUCUGCUCGGCACCGCCGGCUGGUCGCCCGUGCAGAGCGUCGAGAGCGUAUGCAUGAGCAUCCAGAGUAUGUUAACCGGCAACUCCAAGAACGAGCGGCCUCAGGGCGACGAACAGUUCUGCCAGAGCAUGGGCGUGCGCGGGCCCAACGGCUGGAGCGGUUGGAGAAGCGGCGGCACAGGACGUGGUCUGAAAGAUGUCAGGUUUGCUUAUGAUGACGAUACCGUAUGA